This is a messenger RNA of Paramecium sonneborni, 2766 nucleotides long. NCBI's taxonomy places the organism in Eukaryota, Ciliophora, Oligohymenophorea, Peniculida, Parameciidae. The record is from the annotation of a GenBank genome assembly.
AUGAAAACUCCUUCAUAAAUAGAUUAAUAAAAUUCAAAUAUAAAGAGUUAACAUCAUUAAUUACUUGAUGAAGAAUCCGAAAAAAUCAAUAAGAGAAUAAUAUUGGAGAUAGAUAUUGAUUAGAAUAUGUGUAAGAAAUAAACUUAAAUAAUACUUAAUGAUAUUCCUAUUUAUUUUCCUCGUUAACCUUAUGAAGUAUAAAAGAUUUAUAUGGAAAGUGUGAUAAAAUCAUUAAAUAAAAAGUAAAAUGCAUUGUAAAUUAUUAAAAUCAAUUAAGAUUAGAUUGGAAUCACCAACUGGCACAGGUAAAACUUUAUCUUUACUUUGUGCUACAUUAGCAUGGUUAACAAAGAAUAGAAAAGAUCAAUUAAAUACUGAACAACCUAAAAAUAUUAAAAUUAUUUAUUCCUCUAGAACUCAUGCACAAUUAAAAUAAGUAGCAAUGGAAUUAAAGAAAACUGUUUAUAAACCUAAGAUUUCAAUGUUAGGAUCAAGAGAUUAAUAUUGUAUAAGAGGUGAUUUUAGUAUGAUUAAAGGAAAUAUUUUAAAUUAAAGUUGUCACAAAUCAAUCAAGAUGAAUCAAUGUUAAUUUUAUAGAAAAGAUCAUCUAAACAAAUUUGCUUAUAAUUAUAGUACAUUAAUUAAUAGUUUGGAAGAAACAAGAUAAUUUGGUUAAAUAAAUAGAUUAUGUCCUUAUUAUUUUGAGAGAGAACGUCUUGAUUUUGCUGAUUUCAUAUUAAUUCCUUACAAUUAUUUAUUAGAACAGGAUUUUUAAAAUAUUGUUGAUAUUGAAAAUUCUGUAUUAAUAUUCGAUGAAGCACAUAAUGUACAAUCAGCUGCUGAAGAAGGUUCUUCAUUUUUUAUAACUCAUAACAAUAUUAUUGAAGCUGAAAAAGAUCUUAAAAAAUGGAUUGAUGAACUUGAAUCAGUAUCAGUUAUAUAGGAUCAAUUAAAAACUAAAUUAAAUUUAGUCAAAAUAUUAUAUAAUUUAAAAGAAUAUAAAUCUAUUUUGAUUACUAUUAAAGUAUUUGCUUAAUAUUUAGAAAAAUUAAAAAAAAGAUAAGAAUUUCAAUAUAAAGAAUCUGAUGAAAAUUAUUUAAUUAUGAAUGGUCGUUAAAUUUAAUUUAUAAUUUUUGAAAAUACUUAAGAUAAAGAUAACACUUUUCGAUUAUGGUCUGAUAAUUCAUAGACUAAUUAUGCAAAAGGUGUAAAUAAAAAUAAUUUUGAGAAAUAUUUAUAACAUUGUUCAAUUUUAAUUGAUAUAAUGAAUGAUUUAUCAUCAAAUUAAGGUAAUUAUUUUGAAUAUUGGUAUAAAUUUAUGAGAAAUGUUUAUAAUUUAAUAAAAAUUGAAAUUAAAAGAGAAAAAUAAAAACUUUCAUUAGAAUCUUUAUCAAAUGAGUUUAAUUAAUAUAGUUUAGCUUUUAUACUUGAUUAAUCUAAUCAAUUAUCUAUUCAUAUGUGGUGUCUUGAUCCUUCACUUGCAUUUUAAAGACUUAGUAAAAAAGGUUUCCAUUCAAUGAUAUUAACAUCUGGUACACUUACUCCAAUGACAUCAUGGACUUGUGAAUUAAAAUAAGCUUUUGAUAUAUAAUUAGUCAAUGAACAUAUUAUUGAUCUUGAUAAACAGGUUAGAGUUUUUUAACAUCAAUCUUUUGAUUUUUCUUAUAAUUAAAGAAACAAUGAAGAAUAAAUUGAUAAAUUUGGAAUUACUUUAUUAAAAUUAUGCUAGAUAAUUCCAAACGGUAUACUUGUUAUAUUUUCAUCCUAUACUUUGAUGAAUAAAUAUAAAAAUGUGUGGACAUCUAAUAAAUUAAUAAAUCAAUUAAAUUAAAUAAAAUAAUGUUUUUGGGAAAUUAAAUCAAGUACUGACAUGCUACAAGUUUUUGAAAAAUAUAAAGAAAAAGCUAAAUCAGGUGCUAUAAUGUUUGCUAUUCAUAGAGGCAAAGUAACAGAAGGAAUAGAUUUUUCAGAUGAAUUAUGUAGAGCAAUAUUUUUGGUAGGAGUCCCUUAUCCAGCUAAAUUAGAUAAGAGACUUCUAGAAAAGAUGGAUUACUUAGAUAAAUUAUAUAAUGAUCCAGAAUUUAGUAAUUAAUAAAGAAUAAAAAGUAGUGAAUGGUAUAUCUAAUAAGCAAUUCGUACUACAAAUCAAGCUAUGGGAAGAGUCAUACGGCAUAAAAAUGAUUAUGGGUAAAAAUAAAUCAUAAUUAUAGUAUUGUUUUUCUAUGUGAUAGAAGAUUUGAAGAAAAAGAUAUGAAAUUAGGAUUAUCAAGAUGGAUAUAACCAGCUAUUUAACCUUGGACCAAUAAUAAUGAUUUAAUCAAAUAAACAAAAGAAUUUUUCAUUACAAAUAUCUCUAAUUAAGAAAGAUAUAGAAAAGAAUAAAUAGAUUAAAAACCCUUAGAACAAAUAGAAGUCAAGAAAAGAAGAAUUCAAUUCUAAGGUCUACAAAAUGAAGAUGAUUAUUAAAAGUUAAGAAAUGUAACCUAAGAAAAAAUGAGUAGAUACUAUGAAACGUUAACAGAAAAUUAAUCUACAAAUAUAAAAAGUUAUGAUAAUAAUGUUUAUCUACCUGAAAAAUAGUAUUAACUAAUGAUUAAUUCAAACUCAUAAAAAGAGUUUGAUAAAUAAUACUAAUAAUCAAAUGAUAAUCUUACUCAAAUAUAAUAAAUAUCAUCUAAAAGAUGUUUUAAUAAUGAUAAUGAAUAUCAAUAGAAAGAAAAAUUUGAAAAGAAGAAGUUAUGUAUGACAUUGAAAAACUAAAAAUGA